Molecule: messenger RNA, 3903 nt
Organism: Ochotona curzoniae (black-lipped pika)
Lineage: Eukaryota; Metazoa; Chordata; Mammalia; Lagomorpha; Ochotonidae
Gene: SFXN5
Product: sideroflexin 5
Exons: 14
Coding region: 131-1153 (340 amino acids)
Biological process (GO): mitochondrial transmembrane transport; monoatomic ion transport; citrate transport
Cellular component (GO): mitochondrial inner membrane
Molecular function (GO): citrate transmembrane transporter activity; monoatomic ion transmembrane transporter activity
Source: RefSeq, a predicted model, not a curated record
ACUACACUCCCCACAACCCUCUGCGCCUCCGGCUCGCUGCGGUUGCCUGUGGCCAAUCGGGAGAGGCCGCCGUGGCGGGGGCCGAAGAGGGACAUUUUAAAAGGGCCGGGGAUUGCGGGUGUCAGUGGCCAUGGCGGAUACAGCGACUACAGCAUCGGCGGCGGCGGCCAGUGCCGCUAACACCUCGACCGAUGCGCCUCCCUUCCAGCUGGGCAAACCCCGCUUCCAGCAGACAUCCUUCUACGGCCGCUUCAGGCACUUCCUGGAUAUCAUUGACCCGCGCACACUCUUUGUCACCGAGAGGCGUCUCAGGGAGGCCGUGCAGCUGCUGGAGGACUACAAGCACGGGACCCUGCGCCCGGGGGUCACCAAUGAGCAGCUCUGGAGUGCACAGAAAAUCAAGCAGGCUAUUCUGCACCCGGACACCAAUGAGAAGAUCUUCAUGCCCUUUAGAAUGUCAGGUUACAUUCCUUUUGGGACACCAAUUGUGGUCGGUCUUCUCCUGCCCAACCAGACGCUGGCAUCCACGGUCUUCUGGCAGUGGCUAAACCAGAGCCAUAACGCCUGUGUCAACUACGCCAACCGCAAUGCUACCAAGCCUUCUCCUGCCUCCAAGUUCAUCCAGGGCUACCUGGGAGCUGUCAUCAGUGCCGUCUCCAUUGCUGUGGGCCUUAAUGUCCUGGUUCAGAAAGCCAACAAGUUCACCCCAGCUACCCGCCUUCUGGUCCAGAGAUUCGUGCCAUUCCCUGCUGUAGCCAGUGCCAACAUCUGCAACGUGGUCCUGAUGCGCUAUGGCGAGCUGGAGGAAGGCAUUGAUGUCCUGGAUGCUGACGGCAACCUCGUGGGCUCCUCCAAGAUCGCAGCCAGACAUGCCCUGCUAGAGACGGCGCUGACACGGGUGGUCCUGCCCAUGCCCAUCCUGGUGCUCCCCCCAAUCGUCAUGUCCAUGCUGGAGAAGACAGCUCUCCUGCAGGCGCGCCCCCGGCUGCUCCUCCCAGUGCAAAGCCUCGUGUGCCUGGCAGCCUUCGGCCUGGCCCUGCCACUGGCCAUCAGCCUCUUCCCACAGAUGUCAGAGAUUGAGACAUCCCAACUAGAGCCCGAGAUUGCCCGUGCCACGAGCAGCCAGACGGUGGUGUACAACAAGGGGCUGUGAGGGCUGCCUGCUGGCCUGGGAACCCAGUGCUGUCUAGGCUGGGGAGGUGGGCACCACAACUACAGGGAGGGCCCUGGGCUCCUGGGGGUGCAACCCAUGUGCAGCGGUAAGAAGACUAAUCCAUUCACAUACUAACUUAGGGGAAGGGAAUUCUGUAUAGAGAAUCAAGCGCAUUUCUGGGCCUUAUGUGGGGUUGUGAAAACUCCACUCAACACAAUUAUCUGUGAAGUUGAGAAAUGAUUGUAUGCCAUAGGGUAGGAUUAGGAUCCUUUUACACCUUGGUUUCUCUUUUUAUUUUUCUUUUGUAUCAGACUCAAGUCUGAGCCUCAGUUGCAGCUGACCGGAAGUGGCAGGUGGUGGGACCUAGUAGCUGGAUUGGUCUGCUGGAGUGGUCUGGUGGAUGAGGAUAUGACAAUGACUGGGCCAGGUAGCUCUCUGUGGGGGAGCGGGCAGAGAAAUGAGGUGGUCUGCACCCCACACAGGAGGGACUAACCAUAGCUAAGGUCCUCAGGAAGUGUUCCAGGGAACCAAGGAGCAUUGGAGGCUUCUGGAAGAUUCCAUGGGCAGUUGACACUGCACAUGGCCAGCCCCCACACCUGCCACUACUGCACAACAAGUUCCUUUGGGUGAAGUCUGAUGACAGUGGGACUGGCUGGGUUCACCCUCCUUAGAGAGCUCUGAAAUACCCCUGAGAGGGCCCCAGCUCUGGGCAGGGUGCUCCCAGGAAGGAAUGGUGUUUGGGAUGACCUGAGGACCUGCACUAGCUUCUGUAGGAAAAUCCUUCUAGGCACCUGGCUGAUGGAGUCUGGGCCUUGGGGCUGAGACUACCUGCCACAUUCCACCCCUGCCUGAGAAAGAGGGUCUCAGGCUAGACAGUGCAAAGCUGGACCCCUGGGAACCCAAGAGACAUCACCCACCCCAUCUAGCAGACUGUAUGGCCUCGGACGAGUCUGCUCCUCCUUGGAUCUUCCACCCUGUCUGGAACCAGUGACCUGGAUCAGGGGGUUCCUUACAGCUCCUGCAGCUGGACCUCGCCUUGCCCUGUCCCGCCCGAAUGCUAGCCAUCCCAGCAUGCCUUCAGGAUGGACAUUGGACUGGGAAAAGGAAAGGCCCCUAAACCUUGUAUGACCCCCACAUCCCAUGAGAACUUGACUUUCACUAAACACUAUCGUCUGGAAGCAAAGGUGGCUGGGCCACACCUGCAUGCUGCCUGUGACCCCUGCAGGUCCGGAGGCCUCUGCUACAGGCCAGGAAGGAGGGAAGCAGGGGCCGCAGGGUUAGGGUGGGGGGUGGUAAGCAGGGCGAGCCUCAUCUAAAAGGCACAAUGAAGGGGAGGCAUCGGCUUCAGUGUACUCCCUGCCUGACUUCAGCUGGAUCAUGUAGCCUUCGGAGUACAGGCCCUGGGCCUCUCCACCCUAUGAUUUCUCUGUGAGGAGGACAUGAGCUGGAGGUGAGCCUGUGCUGGGUGGGAGGGCAUGGCCAUGGCACCUGUCAGCACCUCAAGGCCGGAGGGAGUUGUAAAAUGGGUUGGCGGUGGUAUUGGCUUUGUGUACCUGCUGGAGCCCUGGAACCUUUGUCUCUCAGCCAGCCCCUGUGCCCGCUAGUGGGCCCUGCAGUGUGUUAGCGUACAAGGCCCCUUCUCAGUGAAAAGGGGAGAGAGCAUUGACUGGCAUGGAGGACAAAGCAGCAGGGUUGGGGGCUAUAGCAUAGGUGGGCCAGCUCAUUUUGAGCCAGUCUUGCCGUACCAUGGUGUGCCCAUGACUGCAGGACUAUGUAGCCCUCCAGAUGGGUCUGAGUCCCCCAUGGCAAAGCUUGCUUCAGGCUCACCCUGCCCUCACCUGUCAUAGGAUCUUGUUCUUGUGCACUUUAUCUUGGGACCAAAACUUUCCACCCUAUACUACCCUGCCUCACCGAGAGGCCUGGCAGAGAUGGGGCCUGUCUAGCUCUCCUUCUUUGCUGGCUGCUCCGGCCCCAGGCCCACCCCUGCCUCGCCCAUGUGGUCACAGCAUCUCAUAAUCCAUUUGCUUUGGUUCUAGUCACUUUUCCUCAGGUUCCCAAAUGCAAUUCCAGUUGAGCUAAGGGGGCAGCUCUAUGGGACAGUCAGGGGAUGCAAUGGCAAGCAGUCAUGAUAGCUCUGAGGUGGUGGUGACACAGGGACUGUUGGCUUUGGAAGAUCUCAUGAAGGGGAAUUUUUUGCCAACCUCCAUGCCAGCUCUUUGCAGGCUAGAGGAGAGAGGUCUAGGGGCAGGUUGGCUCAUGGGAAGAGAGCAGGGCCUGGACCCACAAUCUGGGGAUACUGGUCUGGCUGGGCCGGAGUCCAGCACAUUCCUACAGCUUGUUCUCCCUCCAGCUUUGGAGUCCCUGCCUGAGCAUCCUCUGGGACACUGGAAACAUUCCCUUAGCCUCCAGAUGCCUUUCCCCAACUCCUAUAAGGCCAUCAGAGGUGCAGGACCAGAAAACCAUGGUGUCCAGGUGGUCACCAGCCUCUUUCCACUUCCCGAGUUGCUGAUUGGGAGACAGCUUCCUGAGCUCUUCUGGCCUGGGAGCAGGGAGAGGACCCGGAGAAGGGCCAAUGGACAGAGCCACAGUGGUCCUGCAACCUGGAUCUGAUGGGUAGAAGUGAGGCCCCAGUGCACAGGCCUCAGCCACAGACGGGGACUUGCGACUUUUUAACCUUCUCAGAAAAUCUCUCCAUCAAUGUGAUCUAUGUACUACUAAUGAACUGUGGACAAUAAAUGAUGGAUUGAAAG